AUGGAAUUAAGCCGUUUCAAUUUUACCUACGAAUACGUUUACAACUUGAUUGAAAAAGGAGUUAUCGAAGAUAUUAAUAAAGUGGUUCCAGUCAUGGGUGGUUUAACGCUGCUUCAUAUAGCAACUUUCAAUAAUGACAAAAAAUUGGUGGAUUAUCUGCUCCGCAAGAAAGCUGAUGUACAUUCAAAAAGUCAAUACUGGGGUACAGUUCUUCAUACUGCUGUUAUAAUGGAGUAUCUGGCUAUAACUGAAAGUCUAAUAAACUAUGGAGCAGACGUUAAUGCUCGACUACUUGUGUUUUCUUAUGUGACCCGUUAUCAGCUCACAGUUGUUAAAAAUGAUGAAGAAAUUCCUGAGUUUUUAUUGAAAAGAGAUGACGAUGUGAGUACGAUCUUGCAUCAGUAUAAAUUGUGUACUGCCAGAACACCAUUACAAACCGCUGUUGAACGAAAUAAAGAAGAAAUGGUAGAGCUACUUUUAAAAAGUAAUGCUGAUCCGAAUCUUGAUACUGAUACUAUUCAAACACCACUGAUCCGUGCCAUUUUAAAUCGCAACUCAACAAUUAUCAAGCAUUUUCUGGCAUACAGUGCAGCUGUUGAUAGUGUAUGUGUGAUAAGUCCGCUGCAUUUAGCUGUCGAUAUCCGAAACUCGGAAGCAGUUGAAUCGAUCUUAAAUGAUGGUAUGGUUAAUAUAAAUAUAGUGAACGAGCGUAAAAAUUCAGCGUUUCAUUUCGCAGUUUCCGUGAAAGACGAUAAUAUCAUAAGACAACUUCUUAAUGCUGGUGUUGAUAUUAAUUUAAAAAACGUUUAUGAUGAAACAGCAUUUACUUCAGAAGUAUUUCGUCCACGAAAAGUUAAUGACACAUUUACCGAACAUAUUGCAAAAUUAAGUGCAGCGAACUUUUAUGUCAAUGAAGAAAAUUUAGCAGUCGUAAAUAGUAAAAAAUUCGGCGAAUUACGUGAUCAGUGUUUGAGCGAAAUUGAAAAAAUGAAGAUAACAUAUAUUGGUACGAGUAAUGUUACAAUUUAUAAUGUUUUGUGUAAUAAAUGUGAGCACAAAUUAGCUGUAAGUUUAAGCUAUGUUAGUGAUAGUUCUAUUUCAGAUUUGGACAUUCAAUCUCUUUAUCCACUAUACUGUGGAAUGAUAAGUUAUCGAUUGAAAAAAGCAUUAGGACGAAAAAAAUUGUUAGUCAAUGCUAUUAGUUUAACUAAUGAUAUUUUCGAUGAAAUCCAACUCCCAAGUACUUUUACGAGGGAUAUUUUUAAAUUACUAACUAACAAAGAUCUGAAAAAAUUACAAUGA
This is a messenger RNA of Microplitis mediator, 1302 nucleotides long. Its product is annotated as putative ankyrin repeat protein RF_0381. The coding region runs from base 1 to 1302 and encodes 433 amino acids. Gene Ontology annotation, cellular component: cytoplasm. The record is from RefSeq and is a predicted model, not a curated record. The transcript has a single exon. Gene Ontology annotation, molecular function: protein binding. Lineage: Eukaryota; Metazoa; Arthropoda; Insecta; Hymenoptera; Braconidae.